Messenger RNA from Pleuronectes platessa (European plaice), 1136 nucleotides. RefSeq names its product FKBP prolyl isomerase 14 (gene fkbp14). The transcript has 4 exons. Gene Ontology annotation, molecular function: peptidyl-prolyl cis-trans isomerase activity; calcium ion binding. The record is from RefSeq and is a predicted model, not a curated record. Bases 165 to 806 code for a protein of 213 amino acids. NCBI's taxonomy places the organism in Eukaryota, Metazoa, Chordata, Actinopteri, Pleuronectiformes, Pleuronectidae.
UCAUCCAAUCGUGGAGGAAGGAGGGGUUAACAGCUGAAGUUGGCUGCCACGUAUUUAACAUUCUUGCCAUGCAUCUAUCUUAAGACCAGUGUUUAUUUUGUUUUUUUUUGGAAACGCAACGAUUCGCCUUUUUGUUACAUUUAUGAGUGAAUAAGCUGUAGUUCAUGAAAAUGAUUCUCCUCUCCAUGUUGUCCACGCUGACCUCACUGUGGGUGUGUGUCUCUGGAGGGAAGCUGCCCGAGCCAGAGGUGAAAACUGAAGUUGUGCACAAACCGUUAAUGUGCUACCGCAAGACGAAGUAUGGAGACAUGCUCCUGGUUCACUACGAGGGAUUCCUGGAGAGUAACGGCACCAUGUUUCAUUCCAGCUGGAAAGAAGGGGAUAGAAAUCCAGUCUGGUUCACUCUUGGGAUCAAAGAAGUAAUCAAAGGCUGGGAUAAGGGUCUGAAGGACAUGUGUGUAGGAGAGCGCAGGAAGCUGACCGUCCCUCCAUCUCUGGCAUAUGGCAAGGAAGGAAAAGGCAAGAUCCCUUCGGGCAGUACUCUAAUUUUUGACAUUGAACUCAUGGAGAUUCGAAAUGGUCCCAGGUCACAUGACUCUUUUCGGGAGAUGGAUCUCAACGAUGACUGGAAGCUCUCGAGAAGCGAGGUGAAACAGUACCUGCAGAAGGAGUUUGAGAAACACGGAUACUCAGCUAACGACACGCAUCAUGAGGUGAUGGUAGACGACAUCUUCAAAAACGAGGAUGAGGAUGAAGAUGGUUUCAUAUCUUCGAGGGAGUUCACCUACCAACACGACGAGCUCUGAUGUCAUCUCCCUGUUUUACACUAACAGAGUUCUUGUUUAUUAAAUUCCUCCUAAAAAGAGUCAUGAAAGGAGGAAUCGUGAAUUAAGUUUGGGGCUGUUGUACGUGAACAUUUUCAAGGCCUUGUGUUUUUACACCUUUGAUCAGUAUUGUCUUAGUUUUGAUUGUCCUUGAAUGCAUCUGCUCUGUUUUUGUCAGUGUGUGUAAAGCGACAUCCAUAAUAUAUUUAUUUCCGUUGUGCCUGCACUGAUGAUGUCACCUCUAAGUUACUUAUCUCGCAGUGUCUUUUCAUUUCAUCAAAUAAAAAUAACUUGAUAGUUGUCUGAACAAUU